GUCAUCGUGUACGUCACACGUACGCGCGGACUAAAGGCGGAAGUAGCCGGUGAAAUUUUAGGACGUUUUAUUUUACUUUAAAUUAUCGUAUUUAAUAAUAUAUUAUCAAGGUAUGAACCAUUCGAAACUUUUUUAUCAGUCAUUGCAAACUAGAUGGUUUAUAUGUUGCGGCUAGAUAUUCAUGAUUUCACACAAAUAUACAAGCUAAGGUGCUAGGCUAACAGAUGGCUGUAGUCCAUGCGCUGAGCUGUAUGAGUUUGAACUACUACCUCAAGCUGUAAUAACGAUAUCAAAGUGUAUAUUCACUCUUAUUUUUGCGUAGUUCAUUUUUGCAUAUCUCCUCCGGGUAGAAAGAUGUCGAGACAGCCGAUGGGAAAGACGCUGUUGAGGAACGUGAUCCGACACACAGAUGCACACAACAAGAUCCAGGAGGAGACGGAGAUGUGGAAAAUGAGAGAAUGGGAGCUACAAACGCCCCAACGCAAACAUUUGUCAGCAGCUGUCCGUAUGAGGGGGCGCAUGCACUGUGAUGAAGAAUCAGAUCCAUCCAGACACAUCACCCGAAGCAGAGUUUCAGAGCAUGAUGACAGAGAGACUCGAUACUGGACUAAACAACUGUAUGAGUUUGAAGCUAAGGAUCCAGACAGAUGGGGACACAGUGGCUUUAAAGAGCUCUACCCAGAGGAGUUCACUAGUGACAGUGACUCCAGUGAUUCACAGAAAAUGGUCCAGACAAAAGUAAAAAAAUCAAAGUCUGGCAAAGAAGCAAAACUAUCAAAGCGUUCCAAAAAAUCCUCUCAUAAGAAAAAAAAGAAAAAGAAGAAAAAAUCAGAGGAAAGCAAACAAGCAAAAACUGAAUGCCGUAGCAGUGGAAGCGAUGACAGUGGUGGUGCUAAAGAGAGACAUAGAAAAAGGUCCAAAAGUCGACAUAAAAACAAGAAAAGUGUGAAAAAAUGUAGGGAUUCUGACAGCAGUUCAGUGGACAGUGACAGUGAGAAAGACAAAGACAGACACUCUUACAGGAGAAAGAAACGGAAGCAGUCCUCUGCCAAACCCUCAGACUCUGAGCCGGACUCGAAGAAAAAGAAGAGGAAAGAUUGGAGAGCAACAGGAGAAGACAGUUCAGAUGGAAGUUCUGGAGACUGAGAUACUGCAAGUAGCAAGCUCAAAUACUGCAGCCUGUUGUUUACCUCCAGAGCACUGAGGAUGGUUACCUGCACACAUCUAUUGUACUUUGUUUGAUAUCAACAAACCUGAGCUGUCUGUCUUCUCCAUGGGCGUUCUUUGUUGCAAUAUCUCAUCAGCAUCACUGUGGCUCAGAGCCCGCAGUACAGGAGUGAAGUCAGCAGGCGGCAGGGCAGAGCCAGUGGGGCGUAUACCUCCUGCUUCUAAAGGAAAUGGGAAGGCUGCAGGUUCAUUCCUUGAUCAGUGACUUUCUCUUUGGGAUGUUCACCUCUCUGGGAGGCCUUGUAUUCCCAACUUGAAAGUUUUUCAUGUUUAUCGCUGCAAUGUAGUUUUAAAUGCUAUUAUUUUAAAAGUGUUUUUUUUUAAGUCAUUGUGUCACAAAGCAGUAGGUAAAAAACAUUUGCAUUUGAUUGAUUCAGUUAUUCAACAAAAUACUACAAAACACAGCCUUAUGUUCUAUGUGGGUGAAGCAAUAUCAAAUCAAAAAGGUGCAUUGUAAAAGAAAAAAAUCAAUGCUGUAAAGUACUUGAACGAAUGGUGCUUUUGAGAAUGUUAAUUUGAACAUUUUGAGAACAUGGCGAAAAGGGCAAGCUCGUAGGGAAGAUUUAAAAAAAUGAUUCCCACAUGUCAAAGAUCAAAUUGUGCAAUGUAUCAUGAAUCAAAAAUGUACUUCUGCUGUUUAGUUACAUCCUGACAAAUCCAGUCUGCAGCAGUUCUUUUUGUGGUGCAAAGGAUACACCUCUAUGGGAGGCGCUCAUGAUCAAAGUGAAUAAAUGUAGUGAUUUGCAGAAUUGCUCCUUGACUACUGCACUCUGUACUUCACGGCUAGGGGAAAGAGAUGUGAACCUGUAUUGUAUUCAGACAGACUUCCUUCAAUCACAUCUUUGGAUACAUGUCAAAACCAUUUCCACCCUUGGACCAGCAGAGUAUUGUGUUGCGCCAAUAUGAAUGACAUUGUUUUAUUUGUCACUUGUCUGUGUCUUUCGAUUACAUCUGCCAGAUGACAUUUGUUCUCCUUUUGAAAAAGUAGUAACGCCAAAGAGUGAUUGUUUAAACAAACCUGCCAACAAGCAAUGACGGUGCCAUCUGGGUUUUUCGAUAAAGAAAUUUUGCACAAGGAAGCCCACUGGUAAACUAUUUGUGUGCUGGAAAAGCCUAAAGCCAUUCUCGCAGUCUGUGUCAAUAGGCUAAGUGUUUUCUCCGAGCUGCAGAGAGUGGGCUGCAUUAAGCUUGGCUGCAACUGCCCAUUUGUUGGAGAGGGAAGAAAGAAAGCUAUACACGAGCAGUUAAAUCUGUGUUGACAUUGGUGUAGAAAAUAACUUUAGGGUUAAUAAGUAUUUAGUAGGUACCUUGAAAGGAAAAUUAUGUAACAUGCAUAUUAAGGUUGAAUUUUAAAUACACAAUAUGUUCUUUGUUGUAAUACUGUUUUAUAUGAGGCCAUUAUUUUAAAUACAUAUUCAAAUAAACUUU
Periophthalmus magnuspinnatus is the source of this 2655-nucleotide messenger RNA. It is a transcript of the gene nkapd1, whose product is annotated as NKAP domain containing 1. The coding region runs from base 355 to 1146 and encodes 263 amino acids. Lineage: Eukaryota; Metazoa; Chordata; Actinopteri; Gobiiformes; Gobiidae. The record is from RefSeq and is a predicted model, not a curated record. The transcript has 5 exons.